Messenger RNA from Paramisgurnus dabryanus, 1179 nucleotides. Its product is annotated as tripartite motif-containing protein 16-like. Lineage: Eukaryota; Metazoa; Chordata; Actinopteri; Cypriniformes; Cobitidae. Gene Ontology annotation, molecular function: protein binding. The record is from RefSeq and is a predicted model, not a curated record.
AUGCGGGCUCCUCAGUCUGCCUCUCGCCGUCGGCGUCCUGCAGCGGCCACUUCCGUUCCCCUCCUCGGACCCCAUCUCGGCAGCGCAAGGGAUCCGGUUGUCAGCAGCUCACCCCGCCCGCUCAGCCGCUUCCCGUCUCCGGAGGAUCGAGAGACCCGUGAGUGGGCAUACACCAGCUCACCCUACCUCUCCUCUAUCGCCAGCGGGUGUUUUCCGGAGUCUGCGCUCUCCGCGCAGGAGACCAGACGACCAUCACCCUCACCGGAGUCUGCGCUCUCCGCUCAGGAGACCAGACGACCGUCACCCUCAGCAGGCUCAGGACUCUGCUGGGAGCCCACUGUCAUACCCGGACACUUUCUACAUAAGGACACAUUCAACAAAAUAUGCCUUCAAGCACAAGAAUUAAAAUGCCUCAAACUAAAAAGCCAGAAAAGGAGUCAGAACAACACUCUACACAACGCUGUGUUACUGGGAAAGAAAAACAAAGCUGAAAAUAGCACCACCGACAAUCUUCCAGUUUAUGAUCCAAACAUCCCAGAGCCGACGACCAGAGCCGAGAUGAUCAAAUACUGGAUCAGUCUUUCAUUGGACAAUAAAACUGCAAAUAAAGUACUGUGGCUGGCAGAGGGCGGGACUAAAGUGGCCCGCCUGAAGACUGAGGUGUGUCCUUGCCUGGAAAGGCCGGAAAGAUUUGAACACUACCCACAGGUGCUGUGUAAGCAGUCGAUCUUUGCAUCUCGCUGUUAUUGGGAGGUGCUGUGUACAGGUUGGGUGGUUAUAGGUGUGACGUAUGAAGAUUCUGCCAGGCGGGGGGCUCCUUGUGGUCUAGGGGAUAAUGAGGCAUCGUGGGCACUGGGUUGGGACGGUUCCUGUUACGAUGCCUGGCACAACGGAAUUAGCACGAGGAUUUCAGACGUGCCUCAUUACAGCACUAUAGGGGUGUACGUGGAUCAGCCGGCUGGCCUGAUCUGCUUUUAUGCAGUGGAAACUGAAGAAAAUUCAGAGAGAAAGGAAUUGAAACAAAUUUACAGGUACGAGAAUCCCAUAAAUAAGUCAGUUGUGCCAGGUUUCUGGAUGGGAAGAGAGUCGUCCUGUUUAAUCCUCAAGAAAGAGGAAUAAGAUGGGCGGAGACUAAAUUAAACAAGGGUCAGAGUGAAAGUUAUGGAUUCAGUUGUAAUU